Molecule: messenger RNA, 1553 nt
Organism: Scatophagus argus
Lineage: Eukaryota; Metazoa; Chordata; Actinopteri; Scatophagidae
Gene: tubd1
Product: tubulin, delta 1
Exons: 8
Coding region: 207-1538 (443 amino acids)
Biological process (GO): microtubule cytoskeleton organization; mitotic cell cycle
Cellular component (GO): microtubule; cytoplasm
Molecular function (GO): structural constituent of cytoskeleton; GTP binding
Source: RefSeq, a predicted model, not a curated record
AAAUGGCUUUCUAACUUGUUAUGGCGGCAGAAAGCAGUACGGCGAGAGCUUUCAAACCACACGUUCCGUACGUCCUCGGACACUGUCAUGAAAGCUUUCACUCACAGCAGGAAUUCACCGGCGGACUUCAAACUACAUGCUGUCAUACUCUGAUCGGAAAACUAUCGAUCCUUCUGGAAACUGUUCGGUCUUGACCAGGGACAACAAUGUCCCUAGUAACAGUGCAGCUCGGUCAGUGCGGCAAUCAGUUGGGUCCUGAGCUGUUUGAUAUCAUCUGCAGCGAUGCUCUGGAGGGACAGAGGAAAGUGUACAGCACAGCCAGCUGUGAGCGAUUCUUCCGCCAAACUGCUCGUGGAGACCUAGUAGCCAGAGCGGCGCUGGUUGACAUGGAGCCCAAAGUGAUCAACCAGAGUAUCAGCAGGGCUCCAAAAUCUGGCAAGUGGAGGUAUGGAGAAACUUCACACUUCAGCCAGAAGCAGGGAUCUGGAAACAACUGGGCUAAUGGGUACUGUGUCCACGGCCCUCGUCACAGAGACGCGGUGGAGGAGCUGGUGAGGCGAGAGGCGGAGCACUGUGACAGACUGGCUGGAUUCAUGGCCAUAAUGAGUGUGGCAGGCGGGACGGGUUCAGGAGUCGGUACCUACGUGACUCAGUGUCUCCGAGACAUGUACCCCAAGGCGUUCAUCCUCAACCACCUCACCUGGCCGUACGGGACUGGCGAGGUGAUCGUCCAGAAUUACAACUCGGUGCUGUCGCUGGCACACCUUUACCAGCUGUCGGACGCCAUCCUGGUGCACGAGAACGACACGGUGCACAGGAUCUGCAGUCAGCUGCUCAACAUCAAACAGAUCUCCUUCAGCGAUGUCAACAGGGUUAUCGCUCACCAGCUGGGCAGCGUCCUGCAGCCUGCACUCACUGCUGACUCCCACGGAGCCUUCAGCAGAAAUCCUCUGGGCGAGCUGCUGAGUGCCCUUGCGUGCCACCCAGAGUACAAGCUGCUCAGUGUGUGUACUAUCCCUCAGAUGCCCAGUGCCUCCAUAGCCUACAGCACGUUCAGCUGGCCAGGCCUCCUCAAACACCUACGACAGAUGCUCAUCUCCAACACCAAGAUGGAGGAAGGUAUAAACUGGCAGGUGCGUCCACCUGCAGCCUCAGAGCGGAGCAGGAGUCUUACAGCAUCCAGCUUUAACACCUCUCUGGCCAACCUGCUCAUACUGAGAGGGAAAGAUGUGUACAGCGCAGAGACAGGCAGCUUCGAGGACCCAGCCCUGUACGCCUCCUGGCUCUCCUCGACAGAAGCUUUCAGCUUGUGGAAAUCCCCAGUGCCUUUUAAUAAAUAUGAAAAAUCUGCCACGCUGGUCAGUAACAGUCAGGCUCUGCUCAGACCUCUGGAUAACAUGGUGGGAAAAGCCUGGAAUAUGUUUGCAUCCAGGGCCUACGUCCAUCAGUACAUUAAAUUUGGGAUCUCUGAGGAGGACUUUCUAGACAGCUUUACUUCUCUUGAGCAAGUCAUCUCCAGCUACAGUCAGCUAUGCUAGAAAUGGGACAAACUU